Cantharellus anzutake is the source of this 828-nucleotide messenger RNA. RefSeq lists its product as uncharacterized. The coding region runs from base 1 to 483 and encodes 160 amino acids. Lineage: Eukaryota; Fungi; Basidiomycota; Agaricomycetes; Cantharellales; Hydnaceae. The record is from RefSeq and is a predicted model, not a curated record. The transcript has 2 exons.
AUGUCGAGUACAUCGUCCAAACCCACGCCUUCAGGCACGGGAUGGCUUGAUCCUGCUCUACUUCCGGCCUAUGGCAUUGCUCUAGUUGCUCUCAUUGCCUUCGCUCGUUAUGUGGACAAAACAUAUAUUCGCCCACCAUCUAAAACAGGCUUUGGGAAAGGAGCGCCGGGGUUUCUCACCAAUACGCGCAAGAUAAAGGUGACACCUGAGAUUGCAGAACGUCUGCGUCGAGGCGAGAGGGUCAGUCCGGAAGAGAUCGAAGAAGCUGUCAGAGCCGUGGAAGAGAAGCAUGCGAAAGCCACCUCUAGCGAGGGGACUGAUGAUUCAGGGGGGAAGCCAAAAGUUAAAUCUCCCAAUGUCUUACCCAAACGAGAAACAAGAUCACAGGCGCGUCGUGCUGCGGCAGCGUCUUCUGAACCGGAGAACGAGUGGAUCCCAGGACAUGUUAAGAAGGGUACAUUAGGACGGCGGCGUAAAAAGUGAUGCAUGGGUGGGGAGCUGUUCUGCAUUGGGUAUGUAUCGAGGCAUGGAUAUGUAUGCCUAGUUUGAGUACGUCAAUGUAACCUUGCGACGAUUCAUGACCCAUCGGAAGUUCCGGUUUCAUCAAGCCAUUUACGCACUGCCUUUUUCCCUCCUAUACCAAGCAGUGUCCAUCUUCUUUUAUCCUCCUCACUUCGUUCCCGAUAGAGUCGUAGGACCUGGUCGGCGACAGCGAGCAUGUCCUCAUGUUCCACAUCGAACAGUUCAUACCAGCCAUCUGGCAAGGGUAUUCCCUGAAUGCGUGUUGUGAUGAGUAUGCUGGCACAUGCCAGCGUAGGAAAGGGGAAU